Phlebotomus argentipes is the source of this 683-nucleotide messenger RNA. Its product is annotated as E3 ubiquitin-protein ligase RNF181. Gene Ontology annotation, biological process: protein ubiquitination. Bases 126 to 572 code for a protein of 148 amino acids. The record is from RefSeq and is a predicted model, not a curated record. Gene Ontology annotation, molecular function: ubiquitin protein ligase activity. Gene Ontology annotation, cellular component: cytoplasm. NCBI's taxonomy places the organism in Eukaryota, Metazoa, Arthropoda, Insecta, Diptera, Psychodidae. The transcript is spliced from 3 exons.
CUGACAGCAUUGCUGUGAAUCCAUUGGGGCCGUGUUUGUGUACAUUGCUUUGCAAUCGGAGUGAAUUUCACGUAAAUUGCCCUCCAAGUGUCGCGAUAAGCAGCGUGGGUGAUAUCAUAGGCAGCAUGGCGGACUACUUUGAGGAGAUGGGCUGGGAGCCGGUGGCGCUGGAUCAGACACAGCGCCAUCAGACGAUGCUGAUGGUGCGUGCGUUGCUGGAUCACGGCUUUUUCCCCGAUGAGAUGCUGCAGGGUGGGAGACUGGCGCCUCCGGCAUCCAAGGAGGUGGUCAGAAAUCUGCAGGAGAGAAUGCCCACGCCGGAGGACGAGAGCUGUGCCAUCUGUCUGAAGCCCAAUUCUGACCAUCCGGACAUUUUCAAGGUUCUGCCCUGCUCUCAUGAAUUCCACCAGGCCUGCAUCUUGCCCUGGCUGAAUCAGACCAACUCCUGUCCGUUGUGUCGGUACGAGCUGAAAACCGACGAUGCCGAGUAUGAGGAGCGGAAAAAAUUCCUACAGCGCCAGAAGGAGCGAGAGGAGGAGCUUGAGGGUCUUCACAAUUCCAUGUUCGGCUGAUUAACUCAUCUUUAGCAAUUUUGAGGCAAAAUAUCCCCCCAAAACUCCAAGUUUCCGUUUGCUGUAAGUUUUAAAUAUGAAAUAAACGCGUGUCGGUAAUGCAGAGCAUGG